AUGACUAGCGGGGAUCAGGUCGCCUUCAAGCAGGCAGAACGAACAAAAACGGAUGAUGCUAGUAAAGCGGAUCAGUGUUUGUACACCAAGAUCGUUAGUGGACUUAGAGUCUAUCUGCUCGUCAAUGUCGACGACAUAUUGGUCGCCUGCCAAGAAUCUUCGGAGAUCGACCGAGUGACCAAAGCAUUGAGUGCAAAGUUCGACAUUACCGAUUUAGGAGAGCCAAGCUUCUUUUUAGGUUUGGAAAUUCAGCGACAGAACGGGAAAUACAGCAUAUGUCUGGAGAGCUACAUCGACAAAAUCACUGCAAGAUUCGGACAACAGAACGCCAAGACUACCAACUGUCCGAUGGAUACUGGGUACACUUCAUCGAUUGAUACCAGCUCACCGUUCCCGGAUAACACGGCUUACCGUAGUCUAGUUGGUGCCCUGCUUUACGUCAGUGUUAGCGCUCGUCCCGAUAUCGCCGUGAGUGCAUCCAUCCUUGGUCGGAAGGUGUGCGCUCCAACCGAAAACGAUUGGGUUGCUGCGAAGAGAGUGCUUCGUUAUCUAAAAUCAACAAAAGGGGCUAAGCUGCAAUACACGAACAACCAGGGACUUUACGGAUUUUCAGAUGCUGAUUGGGCUGGCGAUAGUAGCACUCGUCGGUCCACAACAGGCUACGCUUUCCUCUAUUCAGGGGGAGCAAUCUCCUGGGGCAGCAGGAUCCAGCACAAUGUCACGCUUAGCUCUAUGGAGUCCGAGUACGUUGUUGGUAAAUUUCCAGUAUCGGUGCGCUGA
Molecule: messenger RNA, 780 nt
Organism: Wyeomyia smithii (pitcher-plant mosquito)
Lineage: Eukaryota; Metazoa; Arthropoda; Insecta; Diptera; Culicidae
Exons: 2
Coding region: 1-780 (259 amino acids)
Source: RefSeq, a predicted model, not a curated record